AUGAGGAACACUAAGAGUGUGCAACAUGAAACUUUUCGAUUAGUGAAGGGCGAGCCAGUAAAAGACUGUCGAAUCCAACAAGAAACAAACGACUGGUUAUUUUAUUCAGAUGCAAAGUCGUGGAAAUCCACACACGAUGAAAGGAAAAAUUAA
This is a messenger RNA of Brugia malayi, 153 nucleotides long. RefSeq lists its product as uncharacterized. Lineage: Eukaryota; Metazoa; Nematoda; Chromadorea; Rhabditida; Onchocercidae. The record is from RefSeq and is a predicted model, not a curated record. The transcript has 2 exons. The coding region runs from base 1 to 153 and encodes 50 amino acids.